AUGAAGCCUGUGCGUCUGCUUCAGCUCCUGCUGUUGCUGUUGACUCGUCUAGCCCCGCAGCUGGUGUCUGGAAGUCCCAAGCGACGUUCUACGAAGUACAUCUUGGAACCUCCACCCUGCAGAUCAGACCCUGAAAACUGUACUCAAUUCUGUAUAUUGCAGGAAGAUUGCCAGAAAGGACUGCAGUGCUGUUCUGCCUUCUGUGGGACAGUCUGUACAUUAAACAAAAAUGUGAACCACAAAAGUUUCUCCAGGCGCACCAGUAUUCCCAAAAGGUCAGAAGAGCCUUUUGUCAUCCAGAUUGCGUUCUCCUCCCAUAUGCCCCUCCUGGGGCUAUGUUCCCACCCUGGGGCAUAA
Messenger RNA from Manis pentadactyla (Chinese pangolin), 357 nucleotides. It is a transcript of the gene WFDC13, whose product is annotated as WAP four-disulfide core domain 13. Gene Ontology annotation, biological process: antibacterial humoral response; innate immune response. The coding region runs from base 1 to 357 and encodes 118 amino acids. Lineage: Eukaryota; Metazoa; Chordata; Mammalia; Pholidota; Manidae. The transcript is spliced from 3 exons. The record is from RefSeq and is a predicted model, not a curated record.